Molecule: messenger RNA, 5897 nt
Organism: Astyanax mexicanus (Mexican tetra)
Lineage: Eukaryota; Metazoa; Chordata; Actinopteri; Characiformes; Acestrorhamphidae
Product: scavenger receptor cysteine-rich type 1 protein M130-like
Exons: 21
Coding region: 516-4451 (1311 amino acids)
Cellular component (GO): membrane
Source: RefSeq, a predicted model, not a curated record
UAAAGUGUAUCAGAAAAAAUUUACAUUUGUGAGUGAAAUAAUAAGAUAUUUUACAUUGAAUUACAUUACAUUUGGCAGAUGCUUUUGUCCAAAGUGACUUACAAUAAUGGUGUACAUUUACUAAUAGGAGCCUGUUCUGUCUGAAAAUCGCACUGAAAAAUUGUUUUUGUCAUUGCUGGAAUAGUUCGGUGGGGUUAGAGAAAAAGAGCAGUCUGGUGCAGCUUGAAGUUUCCUGUGCGCCCUGUUAGAAUGCCUGGUGUUAUUUGAAAAUCAGCACAACCAGACUGACUUUUAAUUCUGUGCGUUGGUGUGAAAUGAGGGGGUUUGCCGCUCAAUUGAAACUCUCAAUUGUUAUUGCUGAGAUCAUUAUUUUAGUAAUGAGUUUAGUAGUAUUGAUUUGAUUUUUGUAGUAUUUAUAGCAUGUGUCUCCAUUUCUGGGAGAGAAGAAACAGCUUGCAUUUGAAAACCUUCAAAAAUUCUUCUUAUUUCCAAACCAGGGUCAGUGCUCAAAUUACAUGCCUAUUAGGUUGAGAGGAGGAGAGGAAAUCUGUUCUGGGAGGUUGGAGGUGUAUCAUAAUGCUGAGUGGGGGUCUAUAUGUGCUGAUCUGUGGGACAUCAGGGAUGCUCAGGUGAUCUGCAGGCAGCUGGGUUGUGGGCCGGCGCUGAGUGCUAAUAGAAGAGCUGUUGAUGGUUCUGGUGGAGGAACUAUCUGGAUGAACAGAGUGAAGUGUAGAGGGAAUGAGAUUCACCUGUGGGACUGUCCUCAUUCCCUGAAGAUCCACACUGGCUGCUCCCAGAGUGCUGGAGUCACCUGUGCAGACAUAUUUGUCACAUUACCUUUUUCAUCUGAAACAACUACAACUUACACCACAGUACCAGCACAGCUAACAGAGAAAAAGACAGUCCCUCCUUCAAAAAAUCUAUCAUCUAAUUUUCCAUACAUCUAUCCAGUGUCUCUCCUGGUUCUGGGAUCUGUGCUCUUCCUGGCCUUAGUGCUUCUGGUUGUGCUGUUUUAUCAGAACAGAGUGCUCAGGAGAGUGAUUUCUAAGGCGAGGAGGAAGACUCUGCUUGAGGCAGUCUAUGAAGAGAUUAACCAUAAAUGUGUCACUAACAGAUAUACUAAAAGAGGAAGUUUUAUCUCUGAAGAUCAGCAUUCAGGAUAUGAGGACGUAGAUGAGGAGCUUCUCUCAGAAAACUAUGGCGAGGUCUAUGAUGAUAUCAUACCUGCUGAAGAGAGCCCACACAUUACAACAGACAGUGUGAGGUUGGUGGAUGGUGGGAGCCGCUGUGCUGGGAGAGUGGAAGUUCUUCAUAGAGGACAUUGGGGAACAGUUUGUGAUGAUUACUGGGAUAUGAGAGAUGCUGCAGUGGUGUGUAGAGAGCUGGGCUGUGGGGAAGCCAUAGAUGCACCACGGAGAGCUCGCUUUGGAUCAGGAUCAGGACCGAUCUGGGUGGAAUAUGCUAACUGUGCUGGAUCAGAGUCUUCACUGAAGAACUGUAGGUCGUAUGAUUGGGGUAGACAGAGAUGUAAUCAUGAUGAAGACGCUGGUGCUGUUUGUGCAGAAGUCAGACUGGUGGGCAGAUCUCACUGCUCUGGGAGAGUGGAGGUUCUUCAUGGAGAGAGCUGGGUCACAGUGUGUGAUGCUGACUUUGACCAGCAGGGUGCAGAGGUUGUGUGUCGAGAGCUGGGCUGUGGUUCUCCUGUGGAGGUUCUGGGAGCAGCUGCUUUUGGUAGAGGGGAGGGUCAGGUGUGUUUAGAGGAGCUUCAGUGUAGAGGCAGAGAAUCACAGAUUCACUUCUGUCCAAAAUCAUCUUCACUCAAACACAACUGCUCCCAUGAUAAUGAUGUGGGACUGGUGUGUGCUGACAGUGUGAGGUUGGUGGAUGGUGGCCAUCGCUGUGCUGGGAGAGUGGAGUUUUUUUAUAACAGAACAUGGAGAUCAGUGUGUGGUAAAAACUGGGAUAUAAGAGAUGCUGCAGUGGUGUGUAGAGAGCUGGGCUGUGGGGAGGCUGUAUUUAAAAAUGUUCAGUUUGGACCAAGAUCAGCCUGGAUGGAUGAUGUGAACUGUAGUGGAUCAGAGUCUUCAGUGAAGCACUGUAGAUCAGCUGGAUGGGUGGAACAAAUUUGUAAUCGACUUGCUGGAGUCAUCUGUUCAGGGGUCAGAUUGGUGGGCAGAUCUCGCUGCUCUGGGAGAGUGGAGGUUCUUCAUGGAGAGAGCUGGGUCACAGUGUGUGAUGCUGACUUUGACCAGCAGGGUGCAGAGGUUGUGUGUCGAGAGCUGGGCUGUGGUUCUCCUGUGGAGGUUCUGGGAGCAGCUGCUUUUGGUAGAGGGGAGGGUCAGGUGUGGUCAGAGGAGCUUCAGUGUAGAGGAAACGAAUCUCAUAUGUACCUCUGCCAGACAUCUCCUUCCUUGAAACCCAACUGCUCUCACAACAAGGAUGUGGGACUAAGAUGCUCUGGUCACACUCAGGCUCGGCUGAUGAACGGCUCAGAUUCCUGUUCUGGUCGAGUGGAGCUCCAGUACCUCAGUGAGUGGGGUACAGUGUGUGAUGUAAGCUGGGAUAUGAGAGCUGCCAGUGUCCUCUGUGCUCAGCUGAAGUGUGGGAGUGCUGUGGCUGUGUUGGGGUCAGACUGGUUUGGGGAGGGGAGUGGCCGGAUCUGGGCUGAUGUGUUUGAUUGUCAGGGAAACGAAACACACCUGUUAAAAUGUCCCAUUUCAUCAUGGAGUCGAACUGCAUGCUCUCAUGAACAGUAUGCUGGAGUUAUCUGUAGUGGUUCUUCUCUGGCGUCUCAUGAGGGAGGAGUGCGGUUGUCUGGAGGGAUGGAGUGUGAGGGGGAAGUGGAGGUGUUCUUCAGGCAGGACUGGAGGAGAGUUCUGCUGGACUCCUGGAGUGAGUCUGAGGCCUCUGUGGUCUGCAGACAGCUGGGCUAUGGUUCUGUACUCAACAUCUCCAGCUCCUCUUCAUCCAGUCCUGAACACAGCUACAUGUGUGUGACGGGUUUCAACUGCUCUGGGAGUGAAGCUCAUCUGAGGAACUGCAGCAGCUCACAAGCAGUUAACUGCAGCUCCACAGUACAGCUCUACAUCACCUGCUCUGGUACAUCUAACACAGUCCACAGCUCCAUCAGGCUGGUUGGUUCUGGGGGAGACUGUGCAGGAAGGCUGGAGGUUUUCCACAGUGGAUCAUGGGGGACAGUGAGUGAUGAAUUGUGGGAUAUUGAGGAUGCGCAGGUGGUCUGCAGACAGCUGCAGUGUGGAGUGGCCCUCAGUGCUCCAGUACCGGUACCAGCCCGGUUUGGAUCUGGAACUGGACCCAUUUGGCUUAAUGAGGUGGAGUGUGAGGGGAACGAGGCGUCUCUGUGGAACUGCAGAUAUCAGCUGUGUGGAGAGGAUGAAUGUGGACACAAGGAUGAUGUAGGAGUCGUGUGCUCAGAGUAUAAAGAGAUCAGACUGACUGAGGGCUGUGAGGGGAAUCUGGAGGUGUACUGUAAUGGAACCUGGGGGAAUGUGUGUGUAAAUGGGAUGACUGAUGAAACGGCAAAAUUGAUCUGUCGAGAGCUGAACUGUGGAAGAACUGGCAGUGAGUCUUGGUCUAAAGCAAGAGUGGAAUCAGCUCCUAACUGGCUGGAUAAUGGAAAAUGUAGGAAACAUGACUCCACUCUGUGGCACUGUCCAUCUUCUUCCUGGGGGGAGAACAGGUGUGAUAAUCGCAAUGAGGUUGCUUGCAUUACCUGCUCAGAGAAUGGAAAUACACUAGAUUUGACAAAUUGGCUGUGUGAUUCAUCUCCUCAUGAGAGACCGUGCUCAAAGCACAUUCCUCUGAGGCUGAGGGGAGGAGUAGGAAGCUGUUCUGGAUGGCUGCAGGUGUAUCAUAAUAAAACAUGGGGGUCUGUAUGUGGUGAUCUCUGGGACAUCAGGGAUGCUCAGGUGAUCUGCAGGCAGCUGGGUUGUGGGCCGGCGCUGAGUGCUAAUAGAAGAGCUGCUGAUGGUUCUGGUGGAGGAACUAUCUGGAUGAACAGAGUGAAGUGUAGAGGGAAUGAGAUUCACCUGUGGGACUGUCCUCAUUCCCUGAAGAACCACACUGACUGCUCCCACAGUGCUGGAGUCACUUGUGGAGGCUUCCUGUAUCAUACUUUGCCUUUAAAUAAUAAAAGAGGACAGAUGGGACAUUUUGUCUUGCAAGAUUCUCAACCACAGACAAGAAGAAUCAUACUUCCACAAACUCCUCCACCAGCUGUUCCCUCCAUCUAUCCAGUGUCUCUCCUGGUUCUGGGAUCUGUGCUCUUCCUGGCCUUAGUGCUUCUGGUUGUGCUGUUUUAUCAGAACAGAGUGCUCAGGAGAGUGAUCUCUAAGAGGAGGAAGACUUCAGCUGAGCCUGUCUAUGAGGAGAUUGACACCAGGCUCAUCCCUAAAAGAAUUACUGUCUCAACUGAAACCUCCUUCUGCUGAUCUUCCUCUUUCGGGUGGGGAUGGAGACGGUGGAGAGGCAAGUGCUGCUGCUUGAGCUCCAGGACACUGAAGAUGCUGGGUCUUCGGGGACUGGGCCUGAAUUUACAGAAGAGAAAGAUCUGUAGAUUUACUUUCACAUAGUUACUGUAGUCCUGUAAUAGUUUAUCCAAAUAAGAAGAUCUACAGUUCUCCAUAGUUCAUACAUUUGUCUCAUUAACAUACACUGUUUUUAGCUUGUAUGGGAUCCUGGGCAAACCCCUGAUUCAGCACUUCUCUCAUACCAUUUUAUACACUGCCUGUAUUUGUAAUUAAUGUACUAAACUAGAAAUGUCAAAAAAGUAACCAAAUAAAUAACUUUACUGCAGGAUACACACUAUCAUGAUGAAAUAAUAGAAUUAGUAAAACAACUAUUUUUUUUAAACAAGCAAGCCUGGAUGAAAAUGUUCAGAACAGAGAAUUAAGAAUGACAAGUAUUUAAAAUUAAGUACAGAUACAGUCCAUCAUUCAUUCUGACAGGUGACUUUAAUUUAGUUUUAGUCUUUUGUUUGUCACACUUUAGUCAUUUAGUCAACAAAACAUUUAAGCCUAGUCUAGUCAAAUAAAAAGUAUGUAUUACAUUUAUGGUUUUACUGUUUUAGAUGUGUAUUAUUUAUUGCUAAUAUUUAUUAAAACACCAGCUUUUAAGUUUUGUUUCAUUUAAAUUAAGCACAAGCUAUUUAAAACAAGGUGUAUGUAUGGACAUAUUGACAAUUUAAAGAACAACUCCCAGGUUCAGAUGAUGCAAAAAUGAAAGACAACCAAAACUGAGAUAAAAUGGCAAUACUGCUAAUUGACAUUCUUAAAACUACAUUUCAUUUUAACAGUUUCUCAACUAGAAUCUCUCCUUUACUCACAGCUAAAUUGGUGUACUCUCAUUAUAUAUAUAUAUAUGAUAUAUAUGUGUGUGUGUGUGUGUGUGUGUGUGUGUAUAAUAAAAUAGCAUUUUAAAAUCUAAGAACUUGCUGACAAAUAUGAUUCAUCUUUAUUCUGAAGUGCUCAGAAUAGCAGAGGACUGACAGCUUAGGUACCAUACUAAUGCAUACAUAACUACAUAGGUAGUUAGUUAUCUAUAUUGUAAUAAGUUGUUCACAGUCAUUACAUUGCAAAAAACUAAAUCUUAGCAAGUGAAAUUAUCUAAAUUUAAGGCAAUAAAUCUUAUUUUCUUCUCUGAUAAGACUUUUUGUCUUACUAAGCAUUGUGUAAGUGUUAGAUUAUUUUGCUUAUUUUAGGGAUAAUUAUCUUAAUCAUUCUUACUUAGAAUUUGUAAUUUGAACUCAAAAUAAGCACAAUUAAGCAGCAAUCAAGUUAUUCUGAUUCUUGUGUCCAUAAACAGUGACUUUUUUGCUUGAUUUAGGUGUUACUUCACUCAUUUUGAGACUUUGCCAUUGCUUUUUUGUAAGAAAUCUU